Cyclocybe aegerita is the source of this 327-nucleotide messenger RNA. The record is from the annotation of a GenBank genome assembly. Lineage: Eukaryota; Fungi; Basidiomycota; Agaricomycetes; Agaricales; Hemipholiotaceae.
GAUGUCAUAUGAAGUUUAUGCUGGCACGCUUGCUUCGAAGUUCUCUUCCCGAGGCAGCUUAAACUCAAAGUUCCCAACAAGCUGUCUCUGGUUCUCGAGUGCUUUCGGCAUUGGAGGAAGCAAGAGCGCUGCAUACUCUUCACCCAUCCUCCUUCGAUGGUACACGAGGUUAACACGUCCGAAUAUGGAAAGGCAUCCAACUGUGCUCGCUUCCUCCUUCAGUCAAUAUAGAACUGGGGCCAAUCCUUCGCUACAAAUUAUCCAUCAGUCGGUGCCCACAGUCGGUGCCCGCUGUCGUCAAACAGAAAUGGCGCUAACAAUGACAUG